This is a messenger RNA of Tachysurus fulvidraco (yellow catfish), 9041 nucleotides long. RefSeq names its product MTSS I-BAR domain containing 2b (gene mtss2b). The coding region runs from base 460 to 2694 and encodes 744 amino acids. NCBI's taxonomy places the organism in Eukaryota, Metazoa, Chordata, Actinopteri, Siluriformes, Bagridae. Gene Ontology annotation, cellular component: cytoplasmic side of plasma membrane; actin cytoskeleton. Gene Ontology annotation, molecular function: actin binding; phospholipid binding. The record is from RefSeq and is a predicted model, not a curated record. The transcript is spliced from 15 exons. Gene Ontology annotation, biological process: plasma membrane organization; cell projection assembly.
AUUCCCAUGGCUCAGAUUACCUCCUGGCUCAGUGCAGCGGCAGAAGUAGCGCACGCUCACGCCGCAGCGUCCGACUCACGCGCUCAGUCCGCGCUCUCCGCUCCGGCGUCUCCCCAUCACUCCAUCAGUCCGACUCGGUUGGAGAAGAUGACCGUGAUUCCUGAGCUUCCAUCUGCGAGCUUCACCUCCUCGCGCAGGGAAAAGAUGGACUGAAUCUCUCUUUUCUCUUUAAAUCGGGGAGACAGUCGACGCUCAGCACUCAUUCAAUUUUAUUCGUUUCUUUUUUUUAUCCACCCCCUCUCUCUCUCGCUCGCUCUCUCUCUCUCUCUCUUUGCGCAUUUUCUCAUCCCUUCCUUCGUUUAGUAGGAAACCUCACUCUUAUUCCAAACGGAAGGGAAUACCCGUGGCAUCGUUUUCGUUUCUGGCUCUGUAUUACUUUUCCCUUUUUCCUCUCUUAACAUGGAAAACAUAAAUGUGGAGACGGUGGAGAAGGAGUGUGACGCGCUUGGUGGACUCUUCCAGGCGAUUGUCAAUGACAUGAAGUGUUCAUAUCCGGUCUGGGAGGACUUCAGUGCCAAGGCUACCAAGCUGCAUGCCCAGCUCCGAACCACCGUGCUUGCAGCAGUGGCUUUUCUGGAUGCCUUCCAAAAAGUGGCAGACAUGGCAACCAACACACGAGGUGCCACCAGAGACAUUGGCUCAGCGCUGACCAGGAUGUGCAUGCGUCACCGCAGCAUCGAGGCCAAACUUCGCCACUUCACCAAUGCUCUUAUGGAAAGCCUGAUCACUCCCCUACAGGAGCGGAUUGAGGACUGGAAGAAAACAGCCAAUCAGCUGGAUAAAGACCAUGCCAAAGAGUAUAAACGAUCUCGUCAUGAGAUAAAGAAGAAAUCUUCCGACACAAUGAAACUACAGAAGAAAGCAAGAAAAGAACUGCAGGGCCGUGGAGACCUGCAGCCUCAGUUAGACAGCGCCAUGCAGGAUGUGAACGAUAUGUAUUUGCUGAUGGAGGAGACAGAGAAGCAGGCAGUACGGCGCGCCCUGGUGGAAGAAAGAGGACGCUUCUGUACUUUCAUCAGCUUCUUGCAGCCAGUAGUGAAUGGAGAGAUUGCCAUGCUGGGAGAGAUCACACAUCUGCAGGCUAUUAUUGAUGACCUCACUGUGCUAACAACUGAUCCCCACAAACUGCCUCCUGCCAGUGAACAGGUGAUAAAGGAUCUGAAAGGUUCUGACUACAGCUGGUCCUACCAGACCCCUCCAUCUUCCCCAAGUAGCUCCGGCUCUAGAAAAAGCAGCAUGUGCAGCAGUGUGAACAGCGCCCACAGUAGUGCCUCUCGCUCAUCGGGAGGCUCGCAAACUCAUUCACCCAGUUCAUCCUGUCGCUACCGCAGCCUGGCACAUCCACCUCCAGGAGGUGCCCACCGCCUCAGCAGUGUCUCCUCUCAUGACUCGGGCUUCAUCUCUCAGGAUGCCAACAUCUACUCCAAACCCCCCUCACCCAUGCCCUCGGACAUCACCAGCCAGAAGUCGUCAAGUUCAGCAUCUUCAGAGGCCUCGGAAACAUGUCAGUCAGUGAGUGAAUGCAGCAGUCCUACAACAGAUUGGUCCAAGGCAGGUUUACAUGAGCAGUCAGCAGCCAACACGCUCCAGAGGAGGAAGGAGACGAGAGAAUCAGAAUUAUCGCCCCAAUCUCAAGGUUAUGCUGGCGUGCACCCUGAUGAUCCCCAGAGGCCCAGGAUGAACCCUGCAACCAUUGCAGCUAAGCAUGGUGAGGAGGUGUCCCCAGCAGCUAGUGACCUGGCCAUGGUACUUACUCGUGGCCUCAGUAUGGAGCAGCAGAAGAGCAGCAGAGACUCACUUCAAUACUCUAGUGGAUACAGUACACAGACGACCACACCUUCAUGCUCUGAGGACACUAUUCCCUCUCAAGGCUCUGAUUAUGAUUGUUACUCUGUUAACGGUGACACUGAUGCUGACGGUCAGUCUGAAUUUGAUAAAUCGUCCACAAUUCCACGCCACAGCAAUAUUGCUCAGAACUACCGCCGCAUGAUUCAGACCAAACGGCCAGCCAGCACAGCUGGUUUGCCAAGUGCCAUGGGUGCUCAGGGAGGCUCUGGGGGUGGUGGAGGAUUGGGCACUCCCGGCACUGCUACCAUCCGCCGAACACCAUCGACAAAGCCUGGUGUGAGACGCACCCUCUCCAAUGCAGGUCCCAUCCCUAUCCGGCCACCCAUUGUGCCCGUUAAGACACCCACCGUUCCUGACUCAUCCAGUGGGUACCCUGGGCCUCCAGCGCGUGUGGGCAGUGAGGAAUGUGUGUUCUACGCAGCAGAUGAUGCCUCUCCUGCUGCUCUGGAGUAUGUGAAGGCUUCACCGAAGCGCCUGAGCCUGCCCAAUGCUGCCUGGGGCACAGCUGGUGCCGAGAUGAGUGUAUAUGGGCAGCCGGGAGAAGAAGACCAGUUGCUAGCCGCUAACCGCCACAGUCUGGUGGAAAAAAUUGGUGAGCUGGUGGCCAGUGCUCAAGCCCUGGGAGAUGGCCAGUACCCUUUUCCCUCACUGGCACCGGAGGGCCAGACCGAUACACAGAGUAAAUGUCCCCCGCAGGAAGGAGAGGACAUGCUGGUAUCUAUCCGUCGCGGCGUCCGACUGCGCAAGACCGUCUCCAAUGACCGUUCAGCGCCACGCAUAUUGUGACAGCUAUUCGAGAGAUAAAUGAAGGUGCAGUUUAAAAAAGCACUCUGCGCUGACUCUGUAGAGAACCACAUACGAAAAGAAGAGGAUUAAAAAAAUUCAAUUCAGUGUUUAAAAGAAGUCGUAAAUAACGAUCAUGAGAAAAAAAUAGAAUUAAAAUUCUAAAUAACAACAGGCUCAGGCCACUGUAACUUGUAGCGUGUCUGGACGCAUGUUUGUCAUAUUAACACUACCCAUCAUGGCAGAAUAGUCAAGCUCUAGCAAGAACAAGGAAUCAGCGCAUUAGUGGACAAAACAUUUCCUAAUUCUGGACGCCUGGAAUUUAGUGCUGGAAAAGCUCGUCUAAUGAAUAGAGGACGGUCGGGAUACACAGUCUCAUAAAGAAACUCUCCCUGUAUUUCGCCCCACUCCCACCUCCAGCUCUGCGUUGUCACACUGCCAGCUGAAACAACAGCAACAGAGCUGUCUGUGAUUGGUCAGUGUGACUGUUAAUCAAGCUGAAGAUGAGCAGGGCUCUGCUGCAGGUCAGCUUGUGGUUUUGGAAAUGAUCUUUUAGCAAACCUGUUUUUGUUAACUUUUUGGUUUGAUUCUAAGCAAAUAAUCUGCAGAUCCAGAAAUUGAUGGUGUGUAUAUCAGGUGUAUGUAUUUUUUAGAACUGACCUAAAAAAUGCCAAUAUUAUGUGGAGCAAUAAUCUUUCUGUUCAACAGUUGGAGAAAGACAUAAUUCUAAAAAUAGUUUUUAAUGCAUGUAGAUGCAAAGGUUGUAGACAGGGCAAAGCCUUGGUUAAUUUGGCUCUAGGUGUGAAAAUAGUGGAAGGAAGGAGACAGAGAAGCAAAUAGGAAUCCAAGCACUUUGAAGACACAGUGUUGGCCAUUAGGGGUCAGUGUGGCUGCACUGUGAACAGGAAAUACUGUAGUGGAGAAAGAGCUGCUUACCCUAAAGCAGCGACCAAACUCAGGGCAUGUAGGGCUAAAGUCCAGCACAGUUUGGUGAUCUUUUAUAUGUUGUUCAAGGAAAUAACAUAUUAAACAAUAUCAUUUUUUAAUAUAAAAGAAAAUGUUUAUUUUACGGCUGUCUAGGACCUGCAAAGAGAAGCAAUUGAUGUAGCCAAAGAACUGAAAAACCGUUACAACAAGGAUGGUCUGAUUUAGUAAAAGUAUAAAAUUCAGUUGUUUAUAACCAACUUUCUAUCACACACAAAUCCUAGCAGAAAUUCUAACAGAAUGUUUAAGACAUUUGUAAACAUUCAUAAACUUCAGUGAUAAUGUUGCUAACAGUGUUAGCACAGCUAGUGUUUACCAUGACAGGAUUUCACAAAGGAUAAAAUAAUACUGACAAAUGUUCAUAAUUUAUAAUUCUGGGGCUAGUCAGCUGUUUAACGCGAGAUAUGGGAUUUUUUAAAUGGAUUUUAAAAAUAAAGUCAAAUAGAAAAUGGAUAACACUGGGGCUAACAUAUGAUUUGACAAGAUAUGUUUAGAUCUCUUUGAUUGUUAAUGUAGGAGCCCUGAAUGCCACACUAACGUGUUUGAAAGGCCUGUUUUAAGAUCCGACAAGUGAAUAAGUCAUUAUGAAGUUAAUAAGAAGAGAGUUGCAGUAAAAAACAACAACAACAACAACAACAAAUCCUAAAGAGAGUUGCAGUAGGUGUAUUAGCAGAUUAAAUCACCAAACUGGACUGACCUCUGGCCAUACACAGCUACAGAUAAGCAUCCUCGCCCUAACAGAUGGAACAGAGAAACAGAGGAAGAAAUGGCAUGAUAGUAAAAAGAGUGAAAAAGUAAGUGAAUCAGAUGUGCAAAUGAAAGAGUAACUUUGGGUGGUAAGUGAUUUUUUUUAUCUCUUCUUUUUUAACUCUUCUAAAUUGAGAAAUUAUCUUUUUUUAUUUUUAACGAAUUGAGGUGAGUUGAUCUCACCUUUAGAUCCUGAGCCUCCAACCACGCUGCUCUGACUCAGCUAGAAGUUCUGGAGGUUGGUAAAUGAGCUGAGAUGAAGGCACAAACCUGGUAGUCGUAUGAAAACGAAAGGAACGAGUCGAUGUAGAGUCGCAGAGAGAGAAGAGGAUGAGAAAAGGAUAGAAGGCAAAAGAUAGACAUCUAGUGCUUUAUGAUGUGAGCAUUCCACUGCCUGAUCUAGAAAAUAGGACACGUUAUGAAAUAAAACAAUGUGGCGUUUUAUAAAAUAUCGCAUGGACGCAGCGGUUUCCUGUGAGUACCCAUUUCAAAUUGUGACCGAAAAGAAUGCCUUUUGGGGUUGGAGUGGAUAAUAGGUGGCCAAAACACUGUUUUAGUCCUGUAGUAUCUGUCUGUGAGUGACCUUCUGUGCUCCCAUGGUUCACUAUAACCCCCUGCCGUCUUGCAUAGUUCUGUCGCUCGAAAUGACCACUACAUGUGCGACUAAAUGGACACGUAAUACUUAUUAAUAUUUUCUGUUUGUUUCGGGAUUAUUUAUUUUGCAUAAAUAGAGCACUCUGUUUUAGGAAUGCCUGUCUUUUAGGAAAAAAAAAAUGUGUAUCUGCUUUGCAAGAGUGUAUAAGACUGUACCACAGGAAUGGUGUGAGAAGGGCACAAGAAUGGUAUUACAUGCCAGGUGCAAUGAUGAUCACUCUUUCAGGAAGUACAGUACAGCUCUGUAUAUAUUAUCACAUAUAUACAGUAGAAACAUAUACUACACAGGAGGUGGAAAAGGUGUAACUGUACUGCUGAUACUGGUUAAAAUCACAUCUGACACGUUGUCCGGAAGUUUAGGGGAAGGGAUAAAAGUAAAGGUCAAAUCUGUGACAGCAAUACAGCAGAGUUUCUAGUCAAAGGAGGAAAAAAACAACCAUGUCUAAUAAUAAGUCAGUAUUUGUAGACUGUUUGAAUGUGUAACAUGCUAAUUUCUUGUGCUUACAUUGCUCUGAUAUUUUAUACUGACCCAGAUAUGAACCCAUGCAGUGAGUGUGAGCAAGAACAAGGGAGGAAAAAAGAUGAAAGGAAGAAAACAGAGUGAAUAAGGAAGAUACAGUGGGGAUGCAAAACAGCGAAAUGUAGCAGACAGGAAAGUACCUAGACAGGAAUGAUUAAAUGGCACCGGGAAAUGGAGACAGAGCCAUGAACAAACAAAUUAAAGUAUCUGUAACGGUGUCAAAUUCAUUCUUUUAGUUAAUUUUUUUCUUGCACAUCCAGAUUUAAAUUAUUUGAUAAGUGAAAUUGAUAAAUAUACAUAUUAGAGACCUAGAUAGCUGAUGAAGUCGUUGUGUACAUGGAUUCUCGAAUUGCUUCCACGCUGCGCUAUAAAACAAGUAGACACCUGUGAACGAAACAGAAUAUUAAAUACAGAAGUAUGUUGUUGUGCAAAGACGUUUUUAAAAUGUUCUUUAAUUGCAUCAAAACGUUAAAUGUGCAUCUGCUACAGUAUAUAGUUGAUAAUGUAUUUUCCAGCAUUUUUAGAAGUUAGCUUGAAAACGAUCUGAAAGUUUUAGCUAGCUAUCUUAGCUUGCUAGUUUAUUUGCCCUCAAUUGUAACUACAAUAUGCUUGGCAACAUAAUGUCUGGCAGUUCUAGGAGUUGUUUAGAGGGCUGUAAAUAUGUGACAUUUUGGAAAAAAUAGUCACUUACAUGAGUGUUUGUGAGUGGAUUUCACAUGGUCACACUAUUUCAUGGACUCAGAUAGUGAGAUUAAAAAAAAAAAACUCAUAGAAGCUUUGGCUUAAAAAUCUUUAGUGAGUAUGCACCACAUGCAUUAGUAUUUGCACCCUCUAUUGGCUAUACAGGUUUCUAAUAUGUGUAACAGUGGUUGAAUCGGGUGUGUUAAUGUCUGAAAAAAUCUUAAACCGGUUAGUGCUGUGCUCCUCAAAGAAAGAUGAUUUAAAAAAUUAUAUUAUAACAUAUUAUAACGAUUAUAACAUGCUUCCUUUCCUACUUCUUUCUCUUCUUCUUCUUCUCCUUCUUCUUAAGCUCACUGCUGGAAAAUCUAUGAAAAAAUAAUUAAAACCUGAAAAUUUGCCAUUUUUCUAUUGAAAGUGUUGUCAUCGGAUUGAAGUGAAGGUGUCUGAAGUGACAGGCAGGUACAUACAGAAAUAUUUCAGCACCUAGCCAUUAGCCUAAAGAGCCCAGUUAAAAUGAGUCCAGAGUAUGAGUUGUUCAAAGCAACCCUCAGUUUGUCAACUUUAAGCGCACAAAUGAAAAAUGAGCACAGAAAAGCAGUGUGGAAUAUCUAGAAUACUGCACUUGCAUGGCUGAAAGACCAAAUCAUUCAUGUCAUUCGACCUAAUGUGACAUACUCACUUUGUUUAUCCAGCCUGUCCAUAAAACCAGAAUUGUUUAGCUCUUUUCAGCAUAUCGCAUUAAAUCACCCAUUUCUAAUUUGAUUUGCCUACAUGCACCACUGCGUCACAGUAUCAAAACUCCAUUUCAGACGAAAAAAACACUGCUAUAUUAAACUCGUGCAUGUAUUAUGCAACUAAAAUGUGAACCAGAUCUGCUAGAAGCAGUGAACAAGAAGGGUCUGUGUAUAACUAAUUCAGAUAAAUUGGAUGGAAUCCAGGCUAUUGGCACUGCUGAACUAAACCGUCACUCAGCACACACAGGCCCAAACUCACACUUGCUGUAUCUCCUGUCUUGGUACUCAGGUGACUCACCUGUCUAUCUUUUCCUAUUCUCUAACAGAGCUCUUUGCAUCAUUCAACAACUCAUUCAUUUCCACCAUAGGCCGUGCUUGUUAAAAUUCCUUCUUCAUGCAUUAUUCAUAUGCAGCCAACAGUCAAACAUCCAUCUUUUUAUGCUAUUAUUUCUUAUUUUCUAUGCUAGUACAUUUUAAACAGCGCACUGAUUGUGGCUGGUGUGACUGAGCUACACGCUGUUUCUGCAUGAGACGCUAAUGAAAUCCUUCUGAUGAAAAUUGAUAUCCUGAGUUAGCACGGGCGAAUGAGUGAAGUUCUGUUCUCACUUCAUUUUUAUGUCUUUGCCAAAUCCAUCAAUGGCUUGGGAUCUGAACUUUAGCAACCUAUUCCACUGUACAUAAACUAUUGUAGACUACAGUCGGUGGUGCAAAACACUUUACAUUUAUUGCAUUUGGCAGACGACCUUAUCCAGAGCGUCUUACAUUUUUCAUCACAUUUUAUACAACUGAGCAACUGAGUGUUAAGGGCCUUGAUCAAGGGCCCAGUGGUGGCAGCUUGGUGGACCUAGGAGUCUAGCUAACAACCUUCCAAUCACCUCAACCACAAAGCCACCACAUCCCCACAUCCUACAUGAUAGUCUGCUUUUGCUGGCAUGCAUCUGUACAUAAAUACAGCUUUCUUAAUAACUGUGCUUCUUUUUCUUUUUUUUUCUUUUUUGCUUGUUUUUGCAAAUUGCAACACAUUCUUAGCCACAAACGUGUAUGAAAAUAACCAACUGUAUAAUGUUCAGUUAUACAUGGAAAUGUUUGAUAAAAGCACAUUCAUUAGUACAAAAAUUCCUAAUGAAUUUAUUUCAUAUAAACAUUGCAAUUUUCCGUUUCUUUACUUCCCAAAAGCAGUGUCCAUUAGCAGUGCUCGUGCAGUUACAUUAAUGCUUGUGACUUUAUUUCCCCAGCGGUUUAAAACGAGUAGCUGCAGUUCUGUGGGGGGAAAAAGCUACAUAAAUGCUGUGGAAGUCUAGGAAUCACUCAGCCUUGCCCAAACUAAAAGUGCAGCGUCUUUCAUCCACCUGGCCUUUCAUUGCUCAUCCUAUUUCUGCUGAAGGCCUGAUUUAUGUGUAUAAUGCCCACUCGUUCUUACCCACUCAUACUCAUGCUCAGAAAUAUCAGCCAUCAGUGGAACCUAUGCUUCCUCUUGUCAUUAGCGCUGCCAGACAGACAGUGUGAUGCAAGCAGGUACCAUGGCAACCUGGCGCCUUUCUGUCUUCUGCACAAAACCUCUAAAUUACUUGUUUUUAUUUUUUAUUUUUUUUUCUUUCUUCAGAAAAAAAAGAAAACUGUCCCUUUGACACUUCUGACCACUCGGAUACUGCAUCAGUGUGACCUGACCUUAGCCACUGUCCUUAAAUCACUUUCCUAGUUCUCAUACUUGUGAAGAGAAUAAAGUGUGCGUUUUUAGUUAUUAUUUAAUUUAAUUUUUGUGUACAAAACCCCCGCAAUUCCUCCAAUGGAGUCAAGUAAGACUACAGGUGCUCUCGUCUCUGUUCUGCUUCUAUAUCUCUGUCCUUUUCACGUUAAUUUAUUGUGUUGGUUUUUUUUCUUUUCUGAAGCUAAUCUGCCUCUAUUGCUGAUGACAAAUAUUCCUUUUUUGUAAGAUUUAUUCUCUUCAUUUUGUUAACUUUAGUCACUGCUAUUGUAACAAAACGCACUGUGAUGAUCCCAGUAUUAAUAAAAAUUGUACUUAAGCUGUA